Panicum hallii is the source of this 468-nucleotide messenger RNA. RefSeq lists its product as uncharacterized. NCBI's taxonomy places the organism in Eukaryota, Viridiplantae, Streptophyta, Magnoliopsida, Poales, Poaceae. The coding region runs from base 1 to 468 and encodes 155 amino acids. The record is from RefSeq and is a predicted model, not a curated record. The transcript is spliced from 2 exons.
AUGGCGGCGCGAUGGACGGUGCUGUUCCGGCUGCGGGCGGUCGAGGUGGCGGUCCGCUGCGUCGGCGCCCGCGAGCUUGCUCACGGGGGCGCGUCCGACGACCUAGCCCUCGCCGCGUCCUCGAUGAAGGCGGCCGAGCUCUUCGCGCUCUACGGCGCCUCGGCCAACCCGAUGCUCCCGCUGCCCUCCGUCCAGCACGUCCCCGACCGCAACCACCCCGUGCGGCUCGCUCUGAGCCUGUUCCAGAGCGCCAGGGCUUACACCGAGGAAGCGUGCGGCUGCAUGCAGACGUGCUGCGUCCACCUGCGGACGGCCGACGACCUGCUCGCCGUCCCGGCUCUCCCUUGCAUGGACGGCUUACUCGACGUUGAGCGCUUCAUCGCCCUCCACGCCGGCGUCAAGGCCGCGCUGGAUCUCGCGAGGGUGAGCGCCGCGCUUGCCAUCACCGCCCACUGGUUGGUGAGUUAA